UAUUUACAUAGAGACUGCUCUAGCCUAUGAAAGGCACCAGGGGCAUCUCAUGAUAUAUAUAUAUUCAGGGGCGGACUGACAACUCAUGGGGCCCCCGGGCAAUAGGGGAUCAUGGGGCCCCUGUGUCCCAGCCCACACUCAAACACACCCAAAAAAGCCUAUGAAAGGCACUAGGGGCGUCUCAUGGGGCCCCCUACUGACCCCAGGCCCUCGGGCAGUGCCUGAGUUCCCAAAUGGUCAGUCCGCCCCUGAAUGG
This is a messenger RNA of Staurois parvus, 256 nucleotides long. NCBI's taxonomy places the organism in Eukaryota, Metazoa, Chordata, Amphibia, Anura, Ranidae. The record is from the annotation of a GenBank genome assembly.